GUGGAAGAUUGAUCAAAACAGAAACAAACAGUAACAAAACUGGGUUAUGCUUAUCAUGACAAGUGCGAAACUCACUUUCUGUUCACAUGUUCCUAACUUUUCCCGUAUAUUUCAUUUCACCACCCAUAUCCCUUUUCUUAAUUGCACUCACUAGCCUCAUGCCUACGCAACAGUUCCCUCUAGAAAAAGUCCAUAAAGUGAAACAUAACAUGCUGCUUUUAAACACUCCUCCUUCAAAGCUAAAUCUCACACUUUUCUGAAUCCUUGACAAUCUUCUGUUCUUGGAACAAAACUAUCAUCACCACCACAUUUACCUUCUAUCGUGUCCGUCAACUUCUUCUUCCAAAAUGAUUACUUUACCUCGUCCCAUGUUUCUGUUUCUAUUGUUUCUUUCGCUCCUAACAAGCCCUGGCCAAAUGGUAUCUGCAAAAGGGAAGGAGAAUGUCACAGAGGCUUGCAGUGUGACAAGGUAUCAAAGCCUUUGUAUUCAAUCUCUGUCACAAUUCUCCAACACUGCCGGAAGAAGCCCUAGCAAGUGGGCACGUGCGGGAGUGUCAGUGUCAAUUGGCGAGGUUAAGAAUGUUAAAGCGUAUCUUGCAGAAUUGAAGAAGCAUGGACACAUGAAGGGGAGAAACAAAGUUGCCCUUUCAGAUUGUGUUGAAUGUUUUUCCUAUGCCCUUGACGAGCUUCACAGAUCACUUGGUGUGCUUAGAAGGCUAAGCAAAAGCACGUUUAGCACCCAAAUGGGGGAUCUCAACACGUGGAUCAGUGCAGCACUCACCGAUGAAGAAACUUGCCUCGAAGGGUUUGAAGGAGAAAAUGAGAAGCACGUUAAAGUGCUGCAAAACCGUGUUCAGAAUGUCUCUUACAUCACCAGCAACGCUCUUGCUCUUGUCAACAAACUUGCCACCACAGAUGUCUUCUUUACAGAUUCUGAGUGCUGUCUUUUUUAUGCUGUUGAUUCAGUUGGUCGUAACAGUGUAAAGAGAUAAAGGAACAUAGGGAUGGGAACGUUAUAUGAAGAUAAUAUGAAGAGAAACAACAAGUGUUAGAGUCUGGUAUUUGAAAAUCAUGCAUCUAUCCUUAAACACACUACUUCGGGAAGCCUGAGAUUAAUGUCAUUGACGAAUUUGGCUUUUAAAAGGCUGAUAGA
This is a messenger RNA of Vigna radiata var. radiata (mung bean), 1153 nucleotides long. RefSeq names its product pectinesterase inhibitor 6. The record is from RefSeq and is a predicted model, not a curated record. Lineage: Eukaryota; Viridiplantae; Streptophyta; Magnoliopsida; Fabales; Fabaceae. Gene Ontology annotation, biological process: negative regulation of catalytic activity. The coding region runs from base 348 to 992 and encodes 214 amino acids. The transcript is spliced from 2 exons. Gene Ontology annotation, molecular function: enzyme inhibitor activity.